This is a messenger RNA of Pecten maximus, 3452 nucleotides long. Its product is annotated as EF-hand calcium-binding domain-containing protein 14-like. The record is from RefSeq and is a predicted model, not a curated record. NCBI's taxonomy places the organism in Eukaryota, Metazoa, Mollusca, Bivalvia, Pectinida, Pectinidae. Gene Ontology annotation, molecular function: calcium ion binding. Bases 254 to 2221 code for a protein of 655 amino acids. The transcript has 15 exons.
AAUUAAAACAUACAUAUAUAAAUUGAAGUUAUUUGAAGGGGAAAAUAGUAAAACAAUAAUUACAUUGAACUUUCACACGUGGCUAAUCAAUCAUUCAAAUUUUACAUAGGAGAGUAAUAAGUUAACAUCCAAUCAGAAGGCAGAGAUAUCUUUUUCGCGUAAGCUCGUUUACAACUUGUCACUUCCGGUUCGAGGACGAGAAAUUGACACUUGGGGAAACAGCAGUUAGGGGGAUUUUCAUAUUGAUCCGCCAAUGCUGGAUCAACAAAGUAAAAUUAAUGUUGAAUUCAAACCAUCCAAAAGGAUGAAAAAGCGUCGAGAACUCGAUGCUUUAGUUGGUAACGGCAAAUCACGACGGAAAUCUAAAAGUGGCCACGAGCUCCUCCGUUCUGACAGCGAGUCGUCCGAGAUAGACGAGUUUAGUCUUUCGGCUCAAAAAUCUUUCAUGCGGAAUAAAGGACAUGGCUCAGCAGGAUGCUCAUGUAUAACCGUUUUCGGCAUCUUCCUGGUUGGCACUUGCCUACUAGCAUGUGUGGCUCUGUUGUGGAUGCACUUUCAAAUGAAACGGGACCUUGAUGAAAUGAGAGACAAAAUAUCCUCAGUUGAAUCAAGAAACCAAAAUGGUUUGGGAGAUUAUCAAGAUCUAAGGAACAAAGUUCAGACUGUUAACCAAACAAUCCAGGGGAUCAAGGCUGGAGGUGUUACUGAAACCACACGUAUGAACCAGAGGCUGACAAACAUAACCAAUAAGAUCCACCAAUUGUCCAUGACAACAGAAUCCUUACAAGAUGGACUGAAAGCAGCCCCGGAAAUAAAGCAGAUAGCAAUGAAAGUUCCUGUAGUAGUAUCUACUGCAGCAAAGCUGGGAGUGAAUGUUAAAUCAAUGCAGGCCACUGUUAAUGAUUUGCUGGACUUUCAGAAACAAACAGAAACAGAGCUUAAAACAUUGAUGGAAUCGGUGAGUAAGGUAGCACCUACCACUUCACCCGGAGAUUCCCCCAACAGAAACAGAGAUUUUGAAGAAGACAUACUGAGUAAAUUUAAUGCUAUGACCCAGACCUUGGCUUUUGUAAAUAGUUCUUUGUGGAGCAAGAUAGACAUUCUACAGCAGGAAGUCUCACACAGACAGACAAAGUUUAUGGAGAAUGCUACAAGUUUCCUUAAGAUGACCACGCAGAAGAGCAGUGAUCCUGACUUUGUACUGAGUGGACCUACUCCAUCCUCUGGUGGCAGAGAAGGAGGGGGAAACAGUGAAGAGUUCACUGGGAAGAUGGAGACUCAAGUUUAUAACAUGGUCCACCAGAUGAUUGUGGAUAUGGAAUUGAUGAACAGAACUGAAGCAGAUUCUAAAGCACUAGAUUCGCUACUCUCAAAAAUGGAUAAUGUCACAGCCAUUGUUCAAACUUUGAGAGACCAGUUUGAUCAGGUCAAGCAAGAUCAUGCCUCUGUUGUAAAGUCUGAUGAGUCAGAAGGUGCCAAUGAUGACCAGUUAAAUGACAUGAAACAGGACAUUAGUACACAGAUACAGGCUAUCAACAAGACUGUUGAAGGUCUGAUUCAUGACUUUGGUGCCGUGACCAAACACUACCUGACCAUUCACUCUAACCAGGUGAAGGUCAUGGCCACAGUAGAGGGUCUUAAAAAUUACUUCGGUGUGAUGGAGAAGAAAAUUAACCAGCUCUCUGCAUCUCAGGAACCCUUUGAAACUGAUGACAGUAAUGUUACCAAUCCUGUCCCUAAAACAGAGUCCCCUCAGCAAACUGCUACAGUGGUUAACAAACCACCAGUUACCAACACACCUGAGCAAAGUCCUUUACAAAAUGACACAGUAACUGUUGUCUCCCCUACAUCACCAGCUCCACCUCCACCAACUGCCAGUAAAAUGACAGAAGAUGUCGACUCAGAUAUUCCAAGUACUCAAGCACCACCACCGCCUCCCCCACCACCAACACCAAAUUCAUUGGUGAAGAUUCCAUUCAUCACUAGUUUUUCAGAUCUGGAUUUAGCCUUCAGUCGCUGGGACAAAGAUGGUAACGAGCUAGUGUCACGGGAGGAUAUGAAUGGAUUUAUGCCACAGGUUCCUUCUGAGGAAAAGCUCAAACCUUAUGACAAAAACGAUGACAACCUGUACAGUCUUGAUGAAAUGGCCACAGCCAUGGGCUUUACUACGCCCGAGGAAGAACCACCAACUGAAGAGACGGAGAGUAAUUCUCAGCCUUGAGCCAUGAGAGUGGAGAUGUUAAAUUUGUCUGUGAUAUUCUUAGUCUGUCUGUAUGGCAGACACCCCUAGUGGUUCAGCUAGGACUGGCAAGGUGUCAGACCUUUGUUCAGCCAAGACUGGCGAGGUGUUGGACCUCGGCAGUUGUUGUGCCAAAUAUUACUUUGGUUAUAUCUUAUGAGGCAACAGCGGCAAAACAAACUGGUGUAUAUAAAGAGGAUCAUACUGGGUAAAAUAUCAGAGAAAUUACAAAAAUCUGCAUCAGGUAUUGGGUUACUGUGAAAUAUGUUCUGAUGACAACACUAUAGAAAUAGCUGAUCUCAUUUUAGACAUUUUCUUUGUAAACAGAACUGAUUCCAAAUACAGCCAAGAUAUAUUGUAUAUAGAGUACUAAUGUCACAAAAACAUUUCUCCCAAGAACAACUCUUGUAAAUCUAUUGAUAUUUCAUUAAAAUAUAUGACUAUUGUUCCAAAACAGUGAAUGUCGGUGAUCUAAACACAGAACAGUAUCAAUGAUCCUUUGUCCCACACUGACACCUUGUCUGAUUUCCAUCACUUUCCUUGUCCCAUAUUCAUUUACAACUAGUGAACAUGAAGUGUCAAAAAGAAAUCAAAAAUUGUUUAUUGUUGUAAAUUUGUAUCUUCUAGCUUCAUUUUGAAUUGAUAUGUUAAAGAACAACAUUCCAGUCACUUUUUUGUAACGAUAAAUUGUUUUACGACAUUGUGAGGAAAUUUUGUGAUAUAAUACCCUAUUUUACCUAUCACCUUUCAUGCUUUGCUUCUUCAAUCAUCAUUUACAUUAGAAACAUGUUGAUUAGCAGGGUUAAAUUACACUAAUGAACUUAGAAUCUGUGUCAUGUGUCACAGUAUAUUCUCAUGAUUUGACUUUGAUCUGAUACCCAUUCCUUGAUUUUUAAUUAGAUAUGUGUAUUUGAACUUCUACAGAAGGUUAUUUGUGUACUGCAUACACCUACAUUAUGGUGAAACCUGUCCCAUGGUAAAACACUGUCCCAAACAAAUCCUCUUAAAGUUGAUUCUUUGACAAAAAACAACGAAAUGAUCAAAUUAAAUCAGGUAACAAAAAUACUGGCCAAUGCAUAUGACCGGUCAGAAAUAAGUGAUCAUAUUGCUCAUAUUGCCCCCCACCCCCAUCCCCACUGACAUGUGUUUCUCAUCCCCCACCCCCCAUCCCCACUGACAUGUGUUUCUCAUCUCCCACCCCCUACUCCCACUG